Cetraspora pellucida is the source of this 277-nucleotide messenger RNA. The record is from the annotation of a GenBank genome assembly. Lineage: Eukaryota; Fungi; Glomeromycota; Glomeromycetes; Diversisporales; Gigasporaceae.
UUCACAACUUGAGACAUAUCAACGUUGUGUCGAGAAUCAUUAUAAAGAUUGGGCCUCAGAAUGUCUCGAACAAAAACGUGAACUUACAAAAUGUUCGGAGGAAAAUGUUCCAGAAAUCAAAAUGAUGAAAGAAAAAUGUCAUGAUGCUAUAAGUGCUUUUGACGAAUGCCUAGCAAAAAAUGAAGCGGAUCCGGAAGUUUGUAGAGAAAAAUUGAAAGACUUGUAUAAUUGUACGGAGGCAACUAUAGAUGCUACAAUAAAUCAAAAGAAUGAGUAA